AUGCCUGCGGCUCCGCAGCCAAUCAACCCAAAAGAGGAACACAAAAAAGUUGAAGACGGGAAUUUUAGGUUGUUCAGGGAGGUUUUGGGAGGUCUCGUUAUCGAGAAAUCAAGGAAUAUCAAGGAGAAAGUGAGGCGAAAGACGAAGGCGAAGAAGAUCGGAAAGGGGAAAGCGAGUAGGCGAGACAAUGGCAAGAGAGAUGAUGAAAAACUAGAUAGUACCGGCGGUGUAAAUCAGACGGAAAAUGGGGAAGGUGAUGAUAAAGAGGAGCUGGGGGAAUUUAUUGAUGUAAGUUUUCUUGGACUCCGUCAGCUUCGAAUUUACCGAUAUGUUGGAAGACUGACGUAUGUGGUAAAUACAGUACUUAACAACCGAAAUCUUUACCACUCUCCCAGCACCUCUUCGUACUCUCACUUACACCAUCCACCAGUCAACGUCCAGUCUCCAAAUCUAUACCCCACCUCUCUCCUCUUCGACACUCCAGCCCCUCCUAAAUACCAUACCGCUAAGCAUCACCGAGACCUUGAGCACAUAUUUUGCCACCUCAUCUUCAACUUCAUCCUCGGAUAGCCUCAUUAAAAACACUUUGAAUAAUUAUCUCGAGGAAGUUUUGAAAAACCCGCUCCCACCGCGGCUGACGAAGGAUGAAGCAGAGGGUUGCGAAAUCUGUGGGAGAAGCUGGAUACCGCUCUCGUAUCAACAUUUGAUACCCAGAAGUGUGUACGCGAAGGCUUUGAAGAAGGGAUGGUGGAGUGAGGAGAGGUUGGAGGAUGUUGCUUGGAUUUGUAGAGGGUGUCAUAGUAUGUUGUUUCUUUCUAUGUCUUGCUUUUUAUUCUUAUUUCCGUAUUGUUAUUUUAUGUCAGGAAUAUUUGUCGCUCUUUUACAUAUUUUUUAUUCUCAUCAGACCAUUUCAAUGGAUGGAAAGAGAAGGAAAUGGAGAAGAAGAUUGGAUGAACGAGAAUAACUAACCGAUUUUCAGGUUUCAUACAUAGUGUUGCCACGAACGAGGAGUUGGCUAGGGAGUUCUACAAUGUAGAGAAAUUGCUGGAGCGUGAGGAUGUGCUUGCGUUCGUGAAGUGGAUUGGUGGCGUGAGAUGGAAGCCUAGGUAG
This is a messenger RNA of Hymenoscyphus albidus, 1110 nucleotides long. Lineage: Eukaryota; Fungi; Ascomycota; Leotiomycetes; Helotiales; Helotiaceae. The record is from the annotation of a GenBank genome assembly.